AUGCACCACUUCGCUCGGUCGCUGGUUCCGGCUGGUGUGAGGCACUUGCUUCCACGAGCUCCAAAGCGGGUUGUGAUUGUUGGAGGUGGCCCAACGGGCCUCUUCUGCGCAGACCGCUUGAGGCAUCACUUCCAGGUGACGGUGGUGGACUCCAAAGAGUUUUUCGAGUUCACACCUAGUAUCUUGCGUGCCCUCGCCGACCCCCCGCACCUGUCCAGGAUCACCUUCGACUACCGAGAGGUCCUCGAGGGACAGCUCGGGGUCGAGUUCGUGUUGGGCCAGGCGACGAAGAUCGACGCGCCCUCGAGGUUUGCCGGCUCAGGCGGGUCAGCCAGCGGCAGCGGUACCAUCGCAACGAAUGGUCGCGGCAGCCUGACUGUGGAACCGACCGUCGGCAGCGUACGAGAGGAGACAAGGAUGAGCUUCGAUUAUUGCGUGGUUGCUGUUGGCGUCGCCAAUGGACUGUGGAAACCUCGUUCACUGGAAGAUCUGUCUGGGCCCACAGCGGUGUCUUCUUCUUCUUCUACCGCAAGGCCGACAAACCAGAAGCCGGCACAGUCCGCCGUGCCUGUGCCAUCUGGUGGUUCGGCUUUGGACGAGAGGCGCUUGGACGGCCGCCGGCGAAAUCUGCAGCUCUUGCACGAAAAGCUGGCAAAUGCGCCUGGCGCGGUGGUGGUCGGAGCUGGAUUGGUAGGUGUCGAGCUCGCUGCAGAGCUAGCUCAUUUUUUCCCGCGACUCAAGGUGACGUUGGUGGAUGGUGCAGCCCACGUCUUGCCGCAGCUGGCAGAUCCGGCACGGGACUACACCAUGGAGUUCUUCGCGAAGACUGGCGUGAAACUUCGCCUUGGCCAGCCCUUCGUGCCCGAGUUGGUUUCGGAAGGCGAGGUAGUGCUCUGGUGUGUUGGUACGAAGCCGCGAGCUUCAGAGCUCUUCGUGGACCGAUCGGUGCUGCGCAGCAAUGGCCAGAUCCGUGUCAACAAGCGGAUGCAGGUUCUCAGCAGCAGCCACAUGGGUCUGAGCAGCGUCGAAGAACUGACUCAUGGCGUGGUUCUGCAGCCGCUUGGUCAAGGACAAAUCUUUGCAAUCGGCGAUGCAGCAUCUGUGGAGGGCGUGCCUCUGGCCCAGAUGAUUUUUCACGGGGAGGAGAUGGCUUCUAUAGCCGUUGCAAACAUUGAGGCUGCCGAGAAUGUUGCUUCGCCGAUCGCCCUGGGUGUUGCCAAGAAGGAGGCGGAGGUUGGCACGCCGCUGUUGGCGUGCACUUCUCUUGGGCCUCAGGACGGCAUGUUCUCGACACAGAGUGAGCUGGUGGCUACAGGGGCACUGGCGGCCAUCCAGAAGCAAGUGAUCGAGGCGACGAAGAUGGGCGCCUUGCAAGGAGAUCCUUUGAGCUCUCUCUUAUGGCUGCCUGUCCACUAG
This is a messenger RNA of Symbiodinium sp. CCMP2456, 1416 nucleotides long. NCBI's taxonomy places the organism in Eukaryota, Dinophyceae, Suessiales, Symbiodiniaceae. The record is from the annotation of a GenBank genome assembly.